Messenger RNA from Saccostrea echinata, 1231 nucleotides. Its product is annotated as fibroleukin-like. Bases 182 to 1138 code for a protein of 318 amino acids. NCBI's taxonomy places the organism in Eukaryota, Metazoa, Mollusca, Bivalvia, Ostreida, Ostreidae. The record is from RefSeq and is a predicted model, not a curated record. The transcript is spliced from 6 exons.
AGUUCAUAUCAUAUUCAACAAAAUCGAUGCUAAAACAAUUCUAAAUACAUAGUACGUAAUAAUAAGCCAAUCACUUUUCAGUAACUGAUAUAGGUUUUGAUAUUUAUAUUUGGUGACUGAAAGACCAACAUUGCAAAUUUUUACAGGUAGGCAGCAGGUAGCUUUAAAUACAAAUUACGACAUGGGCUCUCUUUGGGCUAUCUAUUUAAUUUUUGUCUUCUUUGCGGUGUCUCAUUCUACCAUCAUUUCGCGGAAAUACAUCACGAAACUGGAAUUUGAUGAUAAAAAAUCAAGUGAUGAACUCUUGAAAGAAUACAAUUCUACAUCGUCGAUUGAGUGUGCAACACUCUGUCAAAGGGAAUGUAGUUUCUAUGGAUUUAAUUCUCAGAUGAAGAAAUGUCGUACCCACAAGAAGAUUUUCACAUCUGAGAUGUCUAAUGAGGCCGGUUGGAGAUACUAUUCCCAUGACUUUCCCGCUUCAGUUACUCCCAUUGACUGUAAGGAUCUUCAUGCAGAUGGUCACACUAAAUCAGGAGUGUACAACAUUUAUCCCUAUGGCACCAUUACCAGUCCUGUCAGAGUUUACUGCGACAUGGAGACAAUGGACGGAGGAUGGACGGCAAUCCAAAAACGUGUCAAUGGAUCCCUGAGCUUUGACAGGAACUGGACGGAAUAUAAGAAUGGCUUCGGUUCACCAGAACAGGAUAUCUGGGUUGGAAAUGAUUUAAUCCAUCAGUUAACAAAAGAAAACAACUCAUUCCUUUAUGUGUCCAUCACUCUCCAGAAUAGUACAACGCUGUAUGAAAUGUACGAUCGAUUCUUGAUCUUCAAUGAAGCAGAGAAUUACAAACUCAUUCUUGCAGGACCCGCCACGGGAACCUUAGGUGACAGUAUGUUAGAUACUGGUAACCCUAACAAAGAUCUGUCAGGGAUGUACUUUACAACCCAAGACAGGGAUAACGACAGAAAUACAAGUAACUGUGCUAAAACUCAGGGAGGAGGCUGGUGGUUUAAGAGAUGUCACCACGCCUUUCUCAACGGUCCCUGGUACCCGGUAUACUGGCACAGACCUUGGCAUCCUACAUUAAGGAAUGGGACAUCUGUGAGGGGGACGAUGAUGUUGAUCAAACGUCACUAGAUCAAUAUCUAAUGAAGUAGAAAUCACAGAUUGAAGAAAACGGAUCAAUCAGAUGAAACAUUUCAAAAGAGACAAUUUCAAAUUCAUCUUGAU